GAAUGCACUUCCGCCUGCGCGUAAACCCUCGCGGCCGUGAAGUGAAGUUCAAAUCUCACGAAGUCUUCGUUUGCUUAUUGCGAAGAUGGCUGGUGGCGAGCGGAGCUCAUGGCGACUAAGGAUCGGUCCUUACUUCGGAGAAGUUUCUGCUCUCUCAUUCGUUCCUUUGCCUCGUCCCAUGUCCCCCUUCCCCCUUCUUCUCGCUGGAACUGGAUCUGAGUUACUGGUUUAUGAUGUCAGAUCGGCGAACCUUGUGGAGACCUUUCAGGUCUUCGAAGGGGUGCGUGUUCAUGGAAUCUCAUUGCAAUCUCCUGACAAUAAUGAUGACCCUUUUUGUUCGGCAGCAUUUUUCAUUAUUGCUAUCUAUGGAGAGCGGCGAGUUAAGCUAUUUCGCUUGUGUGUUAGAUUGGGGUUGAAUGAUGGUGCUGGGUCCAAUUUAGGAGUGAGAUUGGAAUUGAUCCAGAGAUUGCCAGGGUUUGAUCACUGGGUCCUGGAUGCCUGCUUCUUGAAGGAGGACAAUGUUCUUGCAGUGGGCCUCAGUGAUAAUUCUGUAGCUUUGUGGAAUCUUACUAGUUCUAUUGUGGUCACCCGAGUGAAAUCUUCAGAGAGGUGUCUCUUGUAUUCUAUGAGACUGUGGGGAAACAGCAUAAGGCUACUCAUUAUGGCAUCUGGAACAAUUUUUAAUGAGAUAAUCAUUUGGAAGUUAAUUCAUGAAGGACCUCAUCCUUCAUCCAAUCAAUUGAAGGAGCACGUUGGUUCCAACUCAUCCAGUGCAAUGGAUGCUCAUAUUGAUAGCGUGAACUAUGUAGCUUAUCAUUUGAAUAAACUAAUUGGGCAUGAAGGAUCAAUAUUUCGAAUGAGUUGGUCAUCCGAUGGAACAAGGCUGAUGUCUGUUUCUGAUGAUCGCAGUGCUCGUAUCUGGCUAAUUGAUUGUCAAAAGCAAAAAUUUGACAAUCUUGUGCAGACUCUGGGUAAUUAUGUUUCAUCUGAUCUCACAUUGUUCGGGCAUAAUGCUAGAAUCUGGGACUGCUAUAUAUCUCAUUCUGUAGCAAUUACAGCCGGCGAAGAUUGUUCAUGUCGAGUUUGGGCAACAAGUGGGGAUCAAUUAUUGAUGUUAAAGGAACACAUUGGUAGAGGCAUAUGGCGUUGUUUGUAUGAUCCAGAUUCUUCACUUCUGGUAAGUGCGGGAUUUGAUUCUGCAGUCAAAGUGCAUCAAAUUACUUCCUCUUCUUCUAAGGAGGCAAGAGAACAAUAUGGCAUAUCAGACAAUUUGAUGGAUCAGAGAGAGAAUUUCCAAAUUUGUAUUCCUAAAUUAGCAAACCAGCUUUCUCUGAUGGACAGCAAAAGCGAGUAUGUAAGAUGCAUACAGUUUACUCAGGAGAAUUCUCUUUAUAUUGCAACCAAUAAUGGAUAUUUAUAUCAUGUUGAAUUGUCUAAUCCUGGAAGGAUAACCCGGACUGAACUUAUCCAACUAAGAGAAUCGCAGAUUAUUUGUAUGGAUAUAUUGCCCAUGAAGACUUCAGAGUCAUCUUUGAACCUGGAUGAUAUUGUUGCAAUUGGAGAUGGAAAUGGGAAAGUGACAGUUGUUGGGGUUAAUAAUCGAGGCGUUACUCCUUCAGCCUCGUUCUCUUUUAAUUGGUCAGCAGAAAAGGAGAGACAAUUAUUAGGUGUCCACUGGUGCAGAUCAUUGGGUAGUAGCUAUCUCUUUACAUCAGAUCCUCAGGGUAUCCUGAGGAUGUGGAAAAUCGAAAAGGCUGCUUUAGAAUCUGACAUCCAUGUUACCAGCAUAGAUUACAAUGCAUUACUUCUUGCAGUGUUUACUUCAAGUUUCAGACAUCGAAUCAUGUGUAUCGAUGCCUCACGUAAAGAGGAGGUUCUUAUAUGCGGUGAUAAGCGUGGGAAUAUUAUUCUCUUUCCUUUGGUGGAUGAAUUGAUGGUAGAAAAACGCACAGAAAUAAUAGUCAUCUCUCCUGGUGAUCAAUUUAAAGGUGCACAUGGCAUAUCUAGUGUCACUAGUAUCUGCAUUGUCAGUUCACAAUUGAAUGAUGCUGACAUACAAACGACUGGGGCAGAUGGAUGCAUUUGUUAUUUCCAGUAUAGUAAAAUCCUAAGGAAAAUUGAAUUUAUUGGUAUGAAUCAAGUGAAAGAUCUUAGUAUGAUUCAGUCAGUCUUUUCAAGUGCAACCUCUGGGGACACAAAAUUCAACAAAUACGCAAUUGGUUUUACAUCCGUGGAUUUUAUAACGUGGGAUAUGACAAAUGAAACUAAGACAAUCAAAAUUCCUUGUGGAGGAUGGCGCAGGCCAUUUUCUUUUCAUUUUGGCGACAUUCCAGAACACCAAAAUUGUUUUGCUUAUGUGAAGGAUCACAUUGUUCAUGUUCAUAGGGUUUGGGUGGUUGCUAAAGAAAAAUUAUUUCCCAAGGUCUUGCAUAUGCAAUACCAUGGGAGAGAGAUACACUCAUUAUCUUUCAUUUCAGCUGUGCACCUAUCAACACGCAAUAAGGGUGGUCAUUCAUGGAUUGCAACAGGCUGUGAAGAUGGAAGUUUGCGACUGGCCAGGUACUCGUCCAUCAAAGCUGGAAGAUGGUCUGAAUCAAUAUUGCUGGGUGAGCAUGUAGGAGGGUCAGCUGUGAGGUCUCUAUGCUUCAUCCCAAAGAUAUAUACCUUCAAAAUUCCGAUGUCCAGUACCUCUAACAAAGAUACACAUCGCACUUCAAAUGAUUCCAGUGAAGACCAACUUUUAUUGAUUUCAGUUGGUUCCAAGCAAGUUCUGACUUCUUGGAUCUUACAGAGUAGCAGAGCACAAAACAAAAAUUCUGAUUAUACAUCAGAUCCGUCCAAAACUGAGUUAUCAUCAAUAUCUUUUCGGUGGUUCUCCACUCAGCUGCCCUCAAAGUUUGCUAGUCGUCAAAAGGGGUUGGAGAAGUUAUUCAAAACAUCUGAAGAAAGUAAUCAUUUAACCACUGAGUGUGAUCAGAUUUCAACAUUAAACUCCACUUUUGUGGAUCAGAUGGAUAAUGACUGGAGAUACCUGGCUGUUACUGCUUUUCUUUUGAAACCUGUAGAUAGUAGGACUACAAUAUGCUUUAUAGUGGUUGCUUGUUCAGAUGCAACCCUCAUGUUGAAGGCUCUUCUUUUGCCUUAUCGAUUAUGGUUUGAUGUAGCUUUACUUGUUCCAGUAAAAUCUCCUGUUUUAUCUCUGCAGCACGUUGUUCCUUGGGAUUCCUGCUCCAAAGAUGCUGCUCCGAUUGGAAAUGCAUAUCUCCUUAUAAGUGGAUCAACUGAUGGAAGCAUUACUUUCUGGGAUCUCACUGAAGUAGUUGAAUCCUUUGUGCAAACAGUGCUGGAUGUUCAACCACAGAUGUUCAUUGAUUGUCAGAGAAGACCUAAAACUGGAAGAGGAAGCCAAGGUGGAAGAAGGUGGAAAUCAUUGAGUAAUGCAUCUCCUGGGAAUACAUUUAGCAAUUCAAAUGGCAUAAAACAAGGCGCUGAUAUGGUUUGUUCUGAAAAUGAAUUUGCAAAUUUAUCUACUAUGGAUAGUGAUCAGAUACACACUCCAUCUAGCACACGGCUAAUUGAUGUUCCAAAAGGGCCUUCAAAUAUCUUUUCGAAUUUAUGUGAAAUACAUCCCUCAUGUGUUUUAAGUUCACUACACCAGUCAGGUGUCAACUGUUUAAAUGUUGCAGAAAUCAAGAAAUGCCAGUACUCAAAAUCUGAGAUUACUUACUGUGUUUUAAGUGGUGGGGAUGAUCAAUCUCUACACUUGCUAGUCUUUGGUUUGCAAGUGGAACCAACCAAUCAGGAUGCUGGAGAUAAUCAGUCUACUGCUAGACAGAAUUAUAUAGACGAUGGGGAUCAUAAUCGAAGAGACGGCAAAAGGUACAAGCUCAAUGUACUUUCCCAAAAUAGCAUUUUAUCAGCACACAACUCAGCAGUUAAAGGUGUUUGGACUGAUGGCACAUGGGCAUUCACCACGGGCCUUGAUCAACGAAUUAGGUGUUGGCAGAUAGACCCGUUGUUCAGGUUGAGUGAACAUUCAAAUGUUAUCAUCAGUGUACCAGAGCCAGAAACACUUGAUGCAAUCAUCCAUGACAGUGGAGGGAACAGUUGGUAUCAAAUUGCAGUAGCAGGAAGAGGCAUGCAAAUGGUGGAGUUCAAAUCUAUUGCUGGUGAUGAUGAAUGAAUUGUUUGGCUUACACCUCUGCUAGCGUUAGUGGUUUCCAGAUCUCUUCUCAAACUCCCGCUUGUCAUUGUAAGCGACAGUGGACAAAAAACUCCCCAGUAAUUUAUUUUGACAAGAUUAAGUCAGGAGGUGCCAGACACACAAGGUGGCCGAAUUUAGUAUGAAGAACAAAAGCGGAUAUAACCUCAACUCAAAUUGAACACUAACAUUUGGCAUAUAAGAAUGAAAUUGGAGAAGCAGAUUUAUAGGCUGAUAAUUCGUAGAGGUAAGAACAGCCAUUAGUGACCUCUGUUUUGUGAAGAGAAUGAUGAAAACUCUUGAUGGGGGCAAGAUCUGUCCGCUGCCCCUAAAAGGCAAAAGUUGUAUCCAAAAUCUUAUCUUUUGUUGACUUAAAUAUUUAAUCCAUCUCCAAUUCACCUGUUGUGUUUGAUUCAA
Molecule: messenger RNA, 4618 nt
Organism: Zingiber officinale
Lineage: Eukaryota; Viridiplantae; Streptophyta; Magnoliopsida; Zingiberales; Zingiberaceae
Product: WD repeat-containing protein 6-like
Exons: 21
Coding region: 86-4183 (1365 amino acids)
Biological process (GO): tRNA methylation
Cellular component (GO): cytoplasm
Molecular function (GO): protein binding
Source: RefSeq, a predicted model, not a curated record